Uranotaenia lowii is the source of this 984-nucleotide messenger RNA. RefSeq names its product radial spoke head 1 homolog (gene Rsph1). The transcript has 2 exons. The coding region runs from base 69 to 941 and encodes 290 amino acids. Lineage: Eukaryota; Metazoa; Arthropoda; Insecta; Diptera; Culicidae. The record is from RefSeq and is a predicted model, not a curated record.
AAAGUGUUUGGCAUUUUUUUAGAAAAUCUAUUAACAGCUGAAAACUCACUCAAGUUACCAUACCUAAAAUGAUUCAUAAACUCUGUCGAGAGAAGAUUCAAUCUGAAUAUAGUCCUCCAGAAGAUGAGGUACCACUCUUGUUCGAACUUCAGAAAUAUAACGGCCCUCGUAACAAACAAUUUGAGCCUCAUGGCGAAGGAAGGAUCAAAUUCGAAGACGGUUAUCGCUACCAGGGAUCCUUCCGGAAAGGGCAACUCCAUGGACAGGGCCGUUUGUUUUUACGAGAUGGUUACCGAUAUGACGGGUACUGGCGUAAGGGUAUGAAGCACGGUACCGGACAGAUGUACUACCCGGACUGUUCAUGGUAUGAAGGGGAAUUCAAGAAAAACUAUCGGCAUGGCAGUGGGAAGUAUUACUACCCGAAUGGAGCUGUUUACGAGGGCAAUUGGUUCAAAGAUCGACGUCACGGUGUUGGGUCUUACCACUUCAGUAAGGAUGGCAUUACACUGAGGGGCACUUGGGUUGAGGGAACGGCGAGAGGCCCUGCGGAGAUCCUGAUGGAUGGCUGUCGCUUUCAUGGAUAUUGGGACGAAAACUACCCAAUAGGUCCGGGAUGUUUUAGUUUUGAUGCCAAGACCAUUCUCCGCGGAAAGUUUUAUACAGAACCAAUGGAUGGUGAUGCUAGCGGCGACAGGAAACUGAUUUGGCAGCCUGAAUGCUUCGAGGAGUACCGAUAUUCCAAAUUACCUUUAGAAGCAUUACCUCAGCCGGUGAUUGACUCGGAAGUGUCGGAACUAAGCUCAUCCGAUGAUGACGAUGAUGAUGGAAUUGAAUGUUCUUCGGUGGAUUCCACUCAUCGUUCAACGAUCGUCUUGAGUAAAAAAAGCAAUAAGACGGAAGAAUCGGAAAUCGUGCGGCUUUCCGAUAUAUUGCCUAUUUAGAACAAAAUUGUUAAUAGCUAAUCGAUAAAAAAAAUUGAUAAAA